AUGAUAUCAAUAUCAAUUCAAUUCAAGAUAAUUUAUGUGAUCCGAGAGAGAAAAUCAUCUUACCCUUCGGAUUUGUUUGGCUUAUCUGAUGGUCGUGAUGGUGAUGGAACGAUGCCAGCAUUGGAAGAGUUUUGUAGAGGAGUAGAUGAAUUGGUGCUUGGUUUUACUGAGGAUGAGCCUAGGGCGGGUGUUAUCGAUGAUGAUGAUGAUCCCGCUGGGGUCGGGGCGUUUGACGAGGUAUUUGUUGAUGGUCUUGAUAAUUCCGAUCCCGAUGCAGAUGAGGUAGUAGGAGUAGUUGUUGAUGACAAUGAUUCUACUGACGAUCGGUGGGUAGGGGGUGUUACUGACGAUGGUAUCCCCACUGGAGAUGAGGUGGGUGAAGAUGUUAAUCCCAAUGAAGAUCCGGUAGUGGGCGUCAGUGAUGAUGGUAGUUGCACUGAAGAUGGGCCAGUGGAAGGUGUUGUUGAUAACGUUGCUCCCAAUGGAGAUGCGGUAGCCGGAGGUAUUGUUGAUGAUGAUGAUACCAGCGGAGAAGCCGCGGUAGGAGGCGUUGAAGAUGAUGAUAAUCCCACUGGAGAUACGUCGGUGGAUGGGGUUGUUGAUGAUAAUGACCCUACCAGAGACGAGGUGUUCGAAGAUGGUGGUGCCAAUGGAGUAGAGGUAGUUGCAGAUGUUGUUGUUGAUUCGGCUCUCAAUGGAGAUAGGGUACUAGGAGGUUCUGAUGAUGACGGUUCCACCAGAGAUGGAUCCGCGGAAGGUGUUGGUGACGAUAUUCUCCCGACCGGAGACGAGGUAGUUGAAGAUGCUGGUCCCGAUGGAGAUGAAACGGUAUUGCGCGUUGAAGUUGAUGAGGAUUGCACUGGAGAUAUGUCUGUGGAAGUAUUCGAAGAUGUUGAUCCCAAUUUAGAUGAGGUAUUAGGAGGUGUUGAAGGUAACAGGCCCACUGGAGGUGACGUAGGUGCAGGUACUGAUCUCAAUGAAGACGAGGUAGGUGAAGAUACUGAUCCCAAUGGAGACGAGGUAGCUGUAGAUGCUGUUCUCAAUGGAGACGAGGUAGCUGCAGAUGCUGAUCUCAAUGGAGACGAGGUAGGUGAAGAUGCUGACCUCAAUGGGGAUGAGGUAGUUGAAGAUGCUGAUCUCAAUGGAGACGAGGUAGGUGGAGAUGCUUUUGAUGAUGCUGACCCCAAGAUAGACGAGGCAUUGGGAGGCGGUGGGAGUGAUGUGGGACGUGUUGUUGGUGAUGUCGAAGAUGCCACUGGAGACGAGGUAGUCGAGGCUGUCCUUGAUGACCCUGAUCCCAAUGAAGAUGCGGUAGCAGGACGCGUUUUUGAUGAUGAUGGCCGCGCUGGAGACGAGGUAAUUGGAGCUGUCGUUGAUGACCCUGAUCCCAAUCGAGAUGAGGGAGGACGCGUUGGUGAUAGUGAUGACCCCGCUAAGGACGAGUUAAUGGAAGAUGCUGAUCUCAAUGGAAACGAAGUGUUUGGAGAUGCUGUUGAUAAUUCUGAUACCAAUGGAGACGAGCGAGUAGGACGUGUUGAUGGGUCUUUGGAAGGUAUUGAGGAUUUUGAUGUCACCACUGAAGAGGAGUUCCUUGAAGAUGCCGAUCUCCCUGGAGCCGAAGUAGUAGGUGACGUUGAUGAAGAAGAAGAUGAAGGAUUGGCAAGAGGUGUUGAUGUUAAUUUCUCUGGAAGAGAGCCUGUUAAUAAAGAUGACAAUAGUUCACCCGGAAGAGAACUUGGUGAUAAUAUCCUGUCAAGGAAAGUAGUUAAUGAUGAUUUCUUGUCAGGAGAAGAGCUUGAUGAUGAUGUCAAAUCCUCAAGAGGAAAUGGUGAUAACAAAGAAGAGCAGGGAGUAUUAGGAAGAGGGCUGAUUGUGAAUGUUGGCUUCUCAGGGAGAAAGCUAGAUGCCGUUGAUGGAUCUGUUGAAUCAGUUGAUGGAUGA
This is a messenger RNA of Melampsora larici-populina 98AG31, 1941 nucleotides long. RefSeq lists its product as uncharacterized. NCBI's taxonomy places the organism in Eukaryota, Fungi, Basidiomycota, Pucciniomycetes, Pucciniales, Melampsoraceae. The record is from RefSeq and is a predicted model, not a curated record. The transcript has 8 exons. Bases 1 to 1941 code for a protein of 646 amino acids.